Calidris pugnax (ruff) is the source of this 2928-nucleotide messenger RNA. RefSeq names its product sterile alpha motif domain containing 4A (gene SAMD4A). The transcript has 10 exons. Gene Ontology annotation, cellular component: P-body. Bases 301 to 2244 code for a protein of 647 amino acids. Gene Ontology annotation, molecular function: protein binding; mRNA binding; translation repressor activity. Gene Ontology annotation, biological process: regulation of mRNA stability; nuclear-transcribed mRNA poly(A) tail shortening; negative regulation of translation. NCBI's taxonomy places the organism in Eukaryota, Metazoa, Chordata, Aves, Charadriiformes, Scolopacidae. The record is from RefSeq and is a predicted model, not a curated record.
CCCCAACUUCCAUCCAUCCCUCCCUCCCUCCCCGUGUGUGUGGCCGUCGGGGACUCCCCAACACUGCACCCAAGGCCAGAAGAGAGGGAGCAAAACCCAACCCAACCCCAGGCCGAAAGCUGCGUCCAAAACAAAAACCCACCCUUUUUUUGAUUACCAAGGAGGAAGCGGAGUCGGGGGUUCAAGGGGAGGCUUCCCCACCACCACAACCACCACCACCAUCAUCAUCGUCCCCCCCCCCACCUUGUUAUUUAUUUUCUCCCCUGGCAGAGGUGUCCCCUCCGGCCGCCGGGGCUCACCAUGAUGUUUCGAGACCAGGUGGGCGUCUUGGCCGGUUGGUUCAAGGGCUGGAACGAGUGUGAGCAGACUGUUGCGCUGCUCUCCCUCCUCAAACGGCUCAGCAGGACCCAGGCACGAUUCCUCCAGCUCUGCCUGGAGCAUUCCCUGGCCGACUGCACCGAGCUCCACAUCCUCGAAGGGGAAGCCAACAACCCCGGAAUCAUUAACCAAUGGCAACAGGAAUCCAAGGAUAAAGUGAUCUCCCUCUUGUUAACCCACCUGCCUUUACUGAAGCCCGGAAACAUCGAGGCAAAAGUCGAAUACAUGAAACUCUUGCCGAAAAUCCUGGCCCACUCGAUCGAACACAACCAACACAUCGAGGAGAGCAGGCAGCUGCUGUCCUACGCCUUGAUACACCCUGCCACCUCCUUGGAGGACAGGAGCGCCCUGGCCAUGUGGCUCAACCACCUGGAGGACCGCACGUCGGGUGGCUUCGGCAGCCAGGGCAGAGGUCGGUCGGAUUCGGUGGACUACGGGCAGACGCACUACUAUCACCAAAGACAAAACUCCGACGACAAACUCAACGGAUGGCAAAACUCUCGAGACUCGGGCAUAAGCGUCAGCGCUUCCAGCUGGCAGGACAAAAACCUGGCCUGCGAGAACGGCCAUCUGCCCCUCUACUCCUCCUCCUCCGUCCCCACCACCAUCAACACCAUCGGCACUAGCACAAGCACCAAUGUCCCAGCCUGGCUGAAGAGCCUCCGGCUGCACAAGUACGCCGCCCUCUUCUCGCAGAUGACGUAUGAGGAGAUGAUGGCCCUCACCGAAUGCCAGCUCGAGGCACAAAAUGUUACCAAAGGCGCAAGACACAAAAUAGUCAUCAGUAUCCAAAAGCUAAAAGAAAGACAAAACCUGCUCAAAUCUUUAGAAAGGGACAUCCUGGAAGGUGGCAACUUGCGUGUCCCACUGCAGGAGCUACACCAAAUGAUCCUCACCCCCAUCAAAGCCUACUCUUCCCAAAACUCCAGCCCGGAGGAGCACAGUCGGGAGGCGGACUCGCAUCACCCUUCCUCCCUGCUGGGCUCGGACAGCCAAGGCUCCGACUGCAAGGACUCGGCCGCCGGGGGGAUGCAGCAGCACCACCACUUACCGGGGUGCGAGGGCGAGUCGGGGGGGGGCCCUUUGCCCGAAGGUGACCUGCCCGGACAGUUCACCAGAGUGAUGGGGAAAGUAUGCACACAACUUUUAGUUUCCCGACCCGAUGAAGAGAAUAUAAGUUCCUAUUUACAGCUCAUAGACAAAUGUCUAAUCCACGAGGCGUUUACAGAGACCCAGAAGAAGCGGCUGCUGUCAUGGAAACAGCAGGUGCAGAAACUCUUUCGGUCUUUCCCUCGGAAAUCCCUGCUGGAGCUAUCAGGCUAUCGGCAGCAGAGGAGCCGAGGCUUUGGCCAGUCGAACUCCUUACCCACAGCUGGAUCUGCGGGGGCAGGACUGGGCCGGCGAAACCCCCGCCAGUUCCAGAUCCCCUCCCGCAACCUCCCCACCGCCCGCCUGGGGCUGCUGGGUCCCAGUGGGCUACUGGGCACCCCCCAGCGCAGCCCCGCCGCCAGCCCCGCCAUCCUCAAGCAAGGCAGACAGAACCUCUGGUUUGCCAACCCCGGGGGCAGCAACAGCAUGCCCAGCCGCAGCCACAGUUCGGUGCAAAGGACGCGCUCGCUGCCGGUCCACACCUCCCCGCAGACCAUGCUGAUGUUUCAGCAGCCAGAGUUCCAGGUGCCGGUGACUGAACCUGACAUCAACAACAGGCUGGAGUCCCUGUGCCUGAGCAUGACGGAGCACGCGCUCAGCGGUGAGCACUCCCUCCUCCUCGGGCUCUUCCAGCAUGUCCACGCCACCUCCGCCGAGCCCCCCAGCACCUGCCCCUGCCCCGCACCCCCCAAAAGCUGGGACAGGCUGUGGCUGUGAGCAAACUGGGCAGGGGGCGGCAGGGCUGGAUGCAGAGAUGCUUCCAGUGAUGCUCCUGGGGAUGCUCCCAGAGAUGCUCCUGAGGAUGCUCCCAGAGAUGCUUCUGAGGUUGCUCCCAGGGAAGAUCCCAGAGAUGCUCCUGAGGGUGCUCCUAGGGAGGCUCCCAGAGAUGCUCCUGAGGAUGCUCCUAGGGAAGAUCCCAGAGAUGCUCCUAGGGAAGAUCCCAGAGAUGCUCCUGAGGAUGCUCCUAGGGAAGCUCCCAGAGAUGCUCCUGAGGAUGCUCCUAGGGAAGCUCCCAGAGAUUCUCCUAGGGAUGCUCCCAGAGAUGCUCCUGAGGAUGCUCCUAGGGAAGCUCCCAGAGAUGCUCCUGAGGUUGCUCCCAGGGAUCCUCCUGAGGAUGCUCCUGAGGAAGCUCCCAGAGAUGCUCCUGAGGUUGCUCCCAGGGGAGAUCGGAUGGGGACAUUGGCUUCUCUCGGCAAGGCAGCCGGGGCAGAGGGGUAAAACCAAAACACGGGGAUCGCACCCAGCGCUAGUGGAGUCCGUGCUUAUUAGCCACGAGUUGGCUUGCUAAUAAUAAUUAGUAUUAGCUCGCUAGUCUGUUAUUAGUUCUCGAUAAAGCCCUUUGCCACCGGAGUGCUCGAAUGGUUCACAGGCUUUGGAGUAUUUUACCCUUCUGCCACACCA